Messenger RNA from Passer domesticus (house sparrow), 5599 nucleotides. RefSeq names its product TBC1 domain family member 2 (gene TBC1D2). The record is from RefSeq and is a predicted model, not a curated record. NCBI's taxonomy places the organism in Eukaryota, Metazoa, Chordata, Aves, Passeriformes, Passeridae. The coding region runs from base 536 to 3325 and encodes 929 amino acids. The transcript is spliced from 14 exons.
CCGCCCCAGCCGGGCGCUGGUACACGCGGUGCCAGGCUCGGCCAGCCCCGUGCCAGGCUCGGCCAGCCCCGUGCCAGGCUCCGGCCGCCGUCGCUGGCAGCCCGCGCGGUGCAGCUGGGCUGGGCGGCGCCUCUGCGGCAGGCACGGGCAGUGGCCACGGGGGCUGCCUUGUGCUGAUCGCGCCAGCAGCUCCGGAAAGGUUCUUGCAAGGGAAGAACCUUUCCGCCCUGAUCCGUUUUCAUUGGUGAGUCAGAGUCGGGGCAGCUUUCGGCUAAAGAUAUCUUUCAGAGAGCUCCCCAGCAGUAGCUGGAUCGGAGAAAACCUGAGACAGACGCUGCUUUUCUGUUGCUGUUGGAUUUGUUGGCUGUGUGUACCUGCUUGGUGGUGCUUGCAGCAAUAGCUUUAUGCCAGGAGACGGUGACUUCCAGGAGCUCCUCAUUACUUCCCCUAAGGAGGUUCUGUGACAGUAAUAAUAUAAUGAGGAUCAGCUUAUUUAUCUAGAGAAUUUCCUGUUUCAAUCUACUUCCUUAAAGAGAUGAAGAAAGGACCAGAAAGUGGAGCAUGUAUGCUUGCUGCUCCAGGCAAUUUAGUGGAGUCAGAUCCAGAUACUAACAGCAGCAAUGGAACCUCAGCAAGAGAGAAAGACAUGCUUCCUUCUCCCGGAGAACUGGCAGAUGUACCACUGAAAACCAGCACAGAAACAUUCAGAAAGAAACUCUGUGGCUAUUUAAAUAAGCUGGGCAUCAAGGGGCCAAUCAAGACCUGGAAGUCUCGCUGGUUCUUUUACGAUGAAAACAAAUGUCGCUUACUGUACUACAGAACUGCCCAGGACAUUAAUCCUUUGGGGUCUAUUGAUCUCUCCAGUGCCAGCUUUGACUGCAAAAUGGAAAAUGGGGAAGGAGUUUUUGAGAUCAGAACACCAAGCAGAACUUUUACUUUGAAGGCAAUCAGCAAACAGGCAAUGAUGUACUGGCUGCAGCAGCUGCAAAUGAGACGUUGGGAAUUUUGCAACACUCAGAGCAGAUUUCCUGUGGGCAGCUCCCAGCUUGUGAAUGAACCUCUGGCUGGAAGAACAAAUGUAGUUGAUAAUGAAGACUUUCUGCCUCUUGUGAAAACACCAACAGAAGCAGUGGGUUUAAAGGCAGCAUCUUUGCCUGCACCCCAAACAUCUACUGCUUUGCAGAACAUCUCCCUUAAGCACCCUUGGACAGAGAUACAAAACACUGUCUACAAUAUUUGUGGCUCCAAGCAGCUCUGGGGGAGCAACAGGAAUGUCUUUAGCUUUGAUGAAUUCCAAGAGCAUCCUGAGAAUGUGGAUGAGGAGCAAGAGGCAGAAGGUGCAGUUAAGGAAGGGACCUUGGAAGAUGGGAGGAUGGGGCCCAGGCUGAACUGGAUUAAGAAGGCCAGGUGGAUGAACAGUGGCUUCCUAGGCUCUGAAGAACUGUCAAGAGAGAAGAACUCAGUGGAUAAAGUGAGUGUCCUUCAGCAACAGAUUCUGACGCUCACAGAGGAAGUCAAGUCACAGAAGGAACUGGUCAAACUUCUCCACAAAGCUCUGGAAGCAGCCCAGCAGGAGAAGCGAAUAUCUAGCACGUAUCUCACUGCAGCAGAAGAUAAGGACAGGCUGGAGCUGGUGCGCCACAAAGUGAGACAAAUUGCAGAUCUGACAAGUCGACUGGAAGCUCUUGAACAAGAAAAGAAGGAACUGGAGCAGAUUCUGACUUUGAGAGACAGCCAUAUCCAGGAGCUCAAGGAACAUGUGCAGCUUCUGAUGGAGAAGAACCAUGCCAAACAAGAAGUCAUCAUGACCUUGACAGAACAGAUGGCCCGAGAGCUCUCUGACCCUCUGCAAGAAGCCAACACUAUCACUGUAGAGACAUUGUAUAAGCAGCAGGAGGAGAUUGAGCAUCUGAAGGAUGAUAUUGAUGCAUACAAAACCCAGAACCAGUUUCUCAAUUCUGAGAUCCACCAGGUAACUCGACUCUGGACAAGUGUUGCUGAGAAUGAAAAAGCUCUUCUAAUGAAGUGUGCUUGUCUGCAAGCAAGAAACUGCCAGAUGGAGAGCAAAUAUCUGACAGUCUUGAGAAAGCUGCAGGAGGCUGUGCCUGGCCUGCCCAACUCGCAUGCUGAAUUGGUGAAGAACCUCAUCCAGGAAGCUCUCCAGUGGGAUGUGAAGGAAGAAGCAGAAGAAGGUUUUAACUUGAACCCUGUAAGUGAGUAUGAUGAGUACGGGUUUAUGACUGUACCUGACUAUGAAAUUGAGGACUGGAAACUCCUGGCCAAAAUUCAAGCCCUUGAGAUAAAGUCCAACAAACUGCGGAGCCAGGAAGUGGUGGAAAAGCCCCUCCGUGACAGAUGGAACAGCAUUGGAGAGCUGAACCCCUGUGCAGAGCUGAAGAGUCUGAUCCGAAGUGGCAUCCCAGUGGAGCAUCGUCAGCGGGUGUGGAGGUGGAUGGUCAGCCGGCACUGCAGCCCAGUGCCUGGCCACUACCAGUGGCUGCUGGAGCAGAGCAGGAGCACCGAGCACCCGGCCUGCCGGCAGAUUGAGCUUGACCUGCCCCGCACACUGACCAACAACAAGCAUUUCUCCUCUCCCACCUCCCAGCUCAUCCCCAGGCUCCGGAGGGUGUUAUUGGCGUUCUCCUGGCACAAUCCUGCCAUUGGAUACUGCCAGGGAUUGAACAGAUUGGCAGCUGUUGCUCUUCUGGUCCUUGAAGAUGAGGAAAGUGCUUUCUGGUGUCUAGUCUAUAUUGUGGAGAACCUAAUGCCAGCAGACUACUACAGUGACACACUAAUAACAUCACAGGUAGAUCAGAGAGUCUUCAAAGACUUCCUGUCCGAGAAGCUGCCUCGCCUCAUGGCUCAUUUUGAACAGUAUCGGAUUGAUGUCUCCCUCAUCACCUUCAACUGGUUUCUGGUGGCCUUUGUGGACAGCUUGGUCAGCGACAUCCUCCUGCGAGUGUGGGAUGCCUUCUUGUAUGAGGGAACUAAGGUAAUUUUCCGCUAUGCUCUUGCGAUUUUUAAGUACAAUGAGGAGGAAAUCCUAAGAAUUCAUGACAGUGUGGAGAUCUACCAGUACCUACGCUUUUUCACAAGGAUGAUCACGGAUGGCAGGAAGCUGAUGAACAUUGCCUUCAAUGACUUAAACCCUUUCCCCAUGAAACUGCUGAGGAACCGUCGGUCAAUGCACAGAGAAGAGCUGGAGGCAGAGCUGUGUGAACUUGAACAGAUCAAGGCAGCCUAUGUGAAAGAGAGAGCAGAGCAGGGACCUCAGGACCUGGAGGAGGUUGUUAGUGAAGAAGAAGAAGAAGAAGAAGAGAGCUAACAAAAAGAGAGUUUGUCAUCACUUCCCUCCCAUAUUGCAGAAGGUCAUCAAUAGCAACUGUCAGUAAGAAAUGGACCAGAGGGGGAAGUGUGGUCACAGGAGUUCAUCUGCCCCAAUAAGCAAGGCUGUAGUUAUGGGACCAUUUGGAGUCAGAUUUAUAAUGGAUUGGAAGGUGUCAGAGGAGUUUAAUCCUCUUCUGUAUUUCUUCCCAUUUAGCCCAUCCUGUCCUGUGCAGUUCAGGAUUACAGCUGAGGGUGCAGAAGAAAUAUCAGUUGUGGUGUCAUGACAGGAACUGACAUGAUGCAAAAGACCAAGCAGGGCUUUUAUACAUUUUGUGAUAUAGGCUUGAAUGAGAUCUUUACCUACAAGUAAAAUCUCCAGAGAUAACGAACCAAGAACACUCCCUUGUUACCUAAAGCUUCUGAACUGGUCAGGAAAAAGACUUCUCUUAGAGGGUGCCUUCAGCAGCUAGCUGCUAGGAGAGUGUUUUUAACAUUGUUACUGAUCAAGACACAGUCUCCAGAUAAGUUUAGGUCUGUGAAGGCUCUGAAAGCUGGAGGACAUCAUCCCAUGGGAUGCAGGCUGGGACAAGGAAACAAAUUGUGAGAGUAGAGUUGCUUCUGCAGUUCGGUUCCUGUAGGAAGUUCAUGGGAGGACAAGGUGUGUCUCCUGCUUGGCUGGGAAAUGUUGUGAGCUUUCUAUCCUCAUGUUUAGCUUACAGGCCCUGGCAUCACUCUGUGCUGGUGAGUUUGCCCUAUGGAGGAACUCUAAUCUCUGCAUGAAACCAGCCUUCCUGCAGGCACAGCCUAGUGUUAUGUGGACUUUUAAUGGGGACAGCUGGAUUUUCUGAUAGCCUCAUUCCUGGCCAUCUCUCUGCCCCACAAUUACAGUCCUCCUGUGCUGGGUUUUUACAUUGAUAUCCCUCUCUCUGACUUUCAUUCAUUAUGGGAGGAACAAGGGCUUUUUCAUAGGAGUUUAUGAUAUUGGAGGUGUUUUGUCCAUGGCAUAUGGCUGGUAGUGAACCUGAAAACCCUGGAAACAAGGUCAAAAAAGAUGACUUGAUAUUCUUUAGAAAAAACCAUUAAUGUCCCCUGAACCAAGGAGCUGGGCUCCAUAGGUCUAGCACACAGAGAUGCCCUCUCUGCUUCAGGGAAUGGGGUCUGAUAGCCUUCUGCCCUGCCUCACAGGCUCACCCAUCCCCUGGGCUAGAUACCCUGCCUGUGCAGCUCAGCCCUCCACAGACCCAGGAUGAGUCAAGUAUUUAGAUAAAUACAACUUCUUUUCCUUAACAUGAUGGCAGAUCCUGCUGCCCCACUUUUCUGCUAAGUGGUGUAUUACUCCAGGUGUGCCUGCAGUGCUGGCACUGACAGCAUGCAGCAGACCCUGCUAUAAGGGGGGUCUGCUCUGUUUUUAUAAUGACCUUGAACCCAAGUGGCUUAUGCCUUCUUUAAAUAUCUGGUGGGGUUGAUAACCCAACCCUUCAAGUUGUGAGUGCUUGUAGAGGAAGGAAGGGGAGGAAUUCGUAGCCCACAAUGUUCUCAGUCCUGUGGACUGUAGCCAAGAUGACAGACUCUAGGGGAAACAUUGCCUGUUCACCUGAGACACGCGGUCUGCCUCACUGGACAAGUCCGCCAGUUUCAAUGCAUCAUAGAAGACUGAGAUGGGAGAGAGCUAUGGAGGCUAACCACACAGCAUAGGAGUAAUCAAAGUGGAAGUGAAGUUUCGGGAAGACUGGAUAGAUCCUCUAAAGGUCACCGAGAGCUGCACACAUUAAAAACAUGGGAUGAGAAGAAAAUGUUACUGGAAGCCUACUACAGCAUCUCAAAAAAAAAUGAGCUCAUUGUACAAGUAUGCCAUGUAGAUAGGGAAGUCUAAAAGACAGAAGGUUUUUCUUCACAGAUGAUAUUGCUAAUCUAAUUUAUUUGACUUAUUUAUACUCUUAUGUUCACGAGUGCACACAGAAUUUUGCUGUUGUUACAGACAUUAUCUUCUAAAUCAAGACUAUGAAAAUUAGAAGUUUACUUAAAAUUUUGUUUCCUAGAGCUUUCUGCAAGAGCUUAAAAAUCCUUCCUCCUGACUUACCCUUAUGUUAAUAAUAAAGACAUUUGAAACAUGUAUUAUUAGACUAAACCACAGCCUGACAUAUGUACAGUAUAUAAUAAACAUUGGUCUAUGUGAUACAUAAACUUUUUUGACAUAGACAUAAGGAUCAAGGUAUUGAUCCUGAUGGGGAAUUCUGAAAAUAAUUUUUAAAUUAAAUUGGAAGGGAAGGCA